Protobothrops mucrosquamatus (brown spotted pit viper) is the source of this 1143-nucleotide messenger RNA. RefSeq names its product cytochrome c oxidase subunit 1-like. The record is from RefSeq and is a predicted model, not a curated record. Gene Ontology annotation, molecular function: cytochrome-c oxidase activity; heme binding. The annotation marks the transcript as partial. The transcript has a single exon. Gene Ontology annotation, biological process: electron transport coupled proton transport; mitochondrial electron transport, cytochrome c to oxygen. NCBI's taxonomy places the organism in Eukaryota, Metazoa, Chordata, Lepidosauria, Squamata, Viperidae. Gene Ontology annotation, cellular component: membrane.
GGUUUUCUGUUAGUGCUGCUGUCAUCGUUAUCCGAAUUCGGGUUUGGACCAGGCUGGACCUUAUAUCCACCAUUAAGCAGCAGCUUAUCGUUAAGUCCUUUGGCUAUCGAUGUAAUCGUAGCUGGACUGCUGUUGACCGGAUUCUCUAGUUUAUUAUCUUCGAUUAAUUUUAUGACCACUAUUUUCCAUUUGAGAACUAAUGGUUAUUCUUUGGGUAUAAUAACCUUUAAUUCAUGGUCUAUCAUAUUUACGUCUAUCAUGUUAAUCUCAACACUACCGGUCCUUACCGCUGCAUUAUUAAUGUUAAUAACUGACCUUCAUUUUAAUACUAUCUUCUACGACCCUGUGUUUUACGGAGAUCCAGUGUUAUAUCAACACCUGUUCUGGUUCUUCGGUCACCCAGAAGUGUAUAUUUUAAUUAUUCCAGGCUUUGCUAUAAUUAGUCAAGUGAUAUCAACAUCAUAUAAUAAAGUGAUCUUUGGGUCACAAUCAAUGAUACUGGCAAUGGGUUGUAUUUCUGUACUAGGUGGUAUGGUCUGGGCACAUCAUAUGAUGACCGUAGGAUUGGAAGGUGAUACCAGAUCUUAUUUUACUGCUGUUACAAUCUUAAUCUCUUUACCGACAGGUACUAAAGUAUUUAAUUGGAUUACCACAUACAUGGGUAGUAACAACGUUACGUUUCAUUGUAGCACAUUAUAUGCUCUCAGCUUUAUUGUUACAUUUACUUUAGGUGGCACCACAGGUGUGGUGUUAGGAAAUGCAGCUGUUGAUGUAACCUUACAUGAUACCUAUUAUGUGAUCGCUCACUUCCAUUUUGUCUUAUCGUUAGGAGCGAUCAUAUCCAUACUCGCGGGUAUUUGUGUGUUUCAAACCAAUUUCUUCGGCUACAACCUUGUAGCCAAUAGAACAGCAAUUCUUUUCACUCUGAUCUUCUUAACUGGUAUUUUCAUAACAUUUAUUCCAAUGCACAUCCUCGGAUUUAGUGUGUUACCUCGACGUAUCUCCGAUUAUCCAGAUAAUCUUAAUUCAUGGAACCAAUUAUGUUCCUUAGGCUCUGCUAUAUUUAUACUCGGUACUGUAUUCCUAAACACAGGGUCGUUUGACCGGGAAGUUAGCGUCUUCAACAGUGCACACCAUUCUUGA